This is a messenger RNA of Diorhabda sublineata, 1529 nucleotides long. Its product is annotated as ATP-dependent DNA helicase PIF1-like. The transcript has a single exon. Gene Ontology annotation, biological process: telomere maintenance; DNA repair. NCBI's taxonomy places the organism in Eukaryota, Metazoa, Arthropoda, Insecta, Coleoptera, Chrysomelidae. The coding region runs from base 1 to 1029 and encodes 342 amino acids. Gene Ontology annotation, molecular function: DNA helicase activity. The record is from RefSeq and is a predicted model, not a curated record.
AUGGCACACAAAUAUUCACUUGAAGCAUUAAACAGAACUAUGCAAGAUUUAAACAGCAAUAAUAGACUUUUCGGUGGUGUUAUCUUACUUUUGUCUGGUGACUUCCGGCAGACCUUACCGGUUAUACCUCGCUCAACUUUCGCGGAUGAGAUUAAUGCAUGUUUGAAACAAUCAUUCUUAUGGCGAAGUGUUGAAACACUUCGAUUGACCAUAAAUAUGCGAGUACAAUUGCAAAAUGAUCCAUCAGCACAAAUAUUUUCCGAACAACUACUAGAUAUUGGGAACGGUAAAAUAGAACUGCAACCAAAUACGCAAUGCAUUAAACUACCAGACAAUUUUUGCACUGUUGUUCAGGAUAAAAAUGAAUUGAUUCAGAGUAUUUUCCCGGAUAUACAGAAUAAUUAUUUGAAUCAUGAAUGGCUCAGUCAACGGGCGAUUUUGGCAGCCAAAAACGUUGAUGUUGACGAAAUUAACUUCCAGAUACAACAGUUGUUACCAGGCGAUCUGAUGUCUUUUAAAUCAAUCGAUACUGUUGUUGAUGAAAAUGAAAGUGUAAAUUUUCCGAUUGAAUUUUUAAAUUCAUUAGAUAUACCUGGAAUGCCACCACAUAAUCUUCGAUUAAAGAUUGGUUCCCCUAUUAUUCUCCUCCGUAAUUUGAAUCCGCCUCAAUUAUGUAACGGUACGCGUUUGGUCAUCAAAAAGAUCACCGGUAACAUUCUUGAAGCAACCAUUUUGGCUGGGAAGUUUAAAGGAAAAGUGGUUUUUCUGCCACGUAUUCCGAUGAUACCAUCAGAUUCUACCAUACCCUUCAAAAGGCUACAGUUUCCAAUUCGUUUAGCUUUCGCCAUGUCUAUAAAUAAAUCUCAAGGUCAAACAAUGUCCAUUUGUGGUUUAGAUUUGGAAAAUCCAUGUUUUUCUCAUGGGCAACUAUAUGUUGCGUGUUCACGUGUUGGGAAACCGUCGAAUCUAUUUGUGUUAGCUAAAGACAGGUUAACCAAAAACAUUGUGCACCGAUUGGUGUUAAAUUAAAUUGAAAUUGAAAGUAUUUAUAAUUCAAAAAAAGAGACAUUAAUGUUUAAAAGUUUAAGACUGUCUGCCUUGCCUACCUCAUUCAUGAUGUUUAAGCGUCACAUGUUAUUUACUGUAUUAUACUGUAAUAUACUUAUUUGUUAUAAAAUUAAAUGGAAAUAAUAAAUCUGAUAAAUUUUUAUUUUGUAUUGAUUUCUGCUUAAUAUCAAGUGUAAGAACAUUUUAAUUAAUUGUGUUCAACGUACUUCCCCUUCAAAUCUCAAUCCAGUGAAUUUGUAUACCACCAUCAACAUUUUCGUCUUUGUUCGUAAAUAAUUUCAUUGUACUAAAGGGUUAUAGUAGUAGAAAGUCAAAUAAGGAGAUCACCAUUUUUUUUUUCAAAUACCAUCUGUGUAAAUAAGCAUAGUGGACUCCGUGUCUGAUGUUCUUUUAUCGUUCCUCUUAGAUUGUUUACUAUAAUGUAAUAUAACAAAAACUUCAGCCACAGCAACGCGUGGCCG